UAGGUUUCCUGCAGGAGGUUGAGCUAGGUUAGUUACGAAAGGGUUAAUUAACUUUCUCUCUUACUACACAUUAUUAUGUUUGGUGGGAUGCAACUUUACUUCUCGUAUAUUUAACAGUACGACACCUCAGCAACCAGCUAACCUUUACACCAAAGACCUUUGGUAAGAGAGCUGCUAAUAACUAGCUGUUAGCUAACGUUAGCUAGCCACAGGCUAACGUUGUUCAGUGACACAGGGCGAAGGUGAAGUGAAUCAGUUCUCUCUGUGCUGCAGUUUUAUUGAUCUCUGAAGAGUUUGGACUCUGACACGGACAAAGGGAGGCGAUGUUUUCGGUCAUUGUCAGGUCAGCUCUCACCAAAUACGGGGGGAUGCGGCUGCCCGGUCAGGCCGCGGUCAGGGCCGUGUCGUCCUCAGGUGGCCCCGGCUCUGCUUACACCACCCUCGCCAUCAGUCAGCCGGCACAGUUCGUCACACAUGUGGAGCUUCACCGUCCGGAGAAACUCAACGCCAUGAACAAAGCUUUCUGGAGUGAGAUGGUGGAUUGCUUUAAUGAGCUGGCUGUGGACCCAGACUGCAGAGUGGUGGUGGUUUCUGGAGCGGGGAGGAUCUUCACAGCUGGUAUCGACCUGACUGACAUGGCCAGCGACGUGCUCCAGCCGGAGGGCGACGACACGGCCAGAGUUUCCUGGAACUUGAGGAAGACGAUCACCAAGUAUCAGGAGACGUUCUCCGUCAUAGAGAAGUGUCCAAAGCCUGUUGUGGUGGCCGUCCAUGGAGCCUGUAUUGGGGGAGGUGUUGACCUGAUCACAGCCUGUGACGUUCGCCUGUGCACCCAGGACGCCUGGUUUCAGGUGAAGGAAGUGGAUAUUGGACUUGCAGCAGAUGUUGGAACUCUCCAGAGGCUUCCCAAAGUCAUCGGCAGCCGCAGCCUGGUGAACGAGUUGGCUCUGACCGCCAGGAAGAUGUACGCCGAUGAAGCGAAGAGCAGCGGACUGGUCAGCCGAGUGUUUGCAGAUAAGGAGGCCAUGAUGGUGGGAGCUCUGGAGAUGGCCGGGGAGAUCGCUGGCCGCAGCCCUGUAGCUGUGCAGGGCACCAAAAUCAACCUCGUCUACGCCAGAGACCACAGCGUAGCGGAAGGACUGGACUACAUGGCUACCUGGAACAUGAGCAUGCUUCAGACUCAGGAUGUGAUGAAAUCAGCUCAGGCCUCCAUGGAGAAGAAAAGUCCCAAGACAGCAGUUUUCUCCAAACUGUAAACCUCACUGAUGAAGUUCAGAUUUAACAUUCUUCAUUGUGGCCUUUGUGUGGGAGGGGGAGCUACAUGUGAUUCCCUGUUUGUUUUUACAGUUGGAAAUAUCAGGAUCCUUAUUGGGAUCUGUUUCCAAAGAUCUGUCUUAUUGUACGACUGAAACAGCAUUUUGAUAACAGGAUACUACACUUUCCAGCUAAACUAAACGUCCAUGUGUGGAAUCAGAAUCAUAACUUCAAAUCAGGUUAACAUGUGAGUAAUCCAAGAAAUGGGUGGCGGUCUGAAAUGUUGUGUACUCACCUGACAGUACUGAGCUAAUUCUAAACUGACCUCCCUCCGUUGCCUCCGCCGGAUUUAUUUCACAGCUCUUUGCUGUAGAAACAGUAAUAACAAGGUAUGUAUAUCUGUAAAUGACUUCAUGAAUGUUUUAUUAAAGAAACUCAUCUGA
Messenger RNA from Chelmon rostratus (copperband butterflyfish), 1697 nucleotides. RefSeq names its product enoyl CoA hydratase 1, peroxisomal (gene ech1). Gene Ontology annotation, molecular function: delta(3,5)-delta(2,4)-dienoyl-CoA isomerase activity. Gene Ontology annotation, cellular component: mitochondrion. Bases 324 to 1256 code for a protein of 310 amino acids. Lineage: Eukaryota; Metazoa; Chordata; Actinopteri; Chaetodontiformes; Chaetodontidae. The transcript has 10 exons. The record is from RefSeq and is a predicted model, not a curated record.